Molecule: messenger RNA, 5305 nt
Organism: Metopolophium dirhodum (rose-grain aphid)
Lineage: Eukaryota; Metazoa; Arthropoda; Insecta; Hemiptera; Aphididae
Exons: 8
Coding region: 2788-3669 (293 amino acids)
Source: RefSeq, a predicted model, not a curated record
AAUAUUCUGUAUUUGACAAAUAAUCUCGAAGAUUUCAUAGUUAAACUAUUUUGAAUUAUACAUUUCAACUCCAAUAUUUAUAUAACUGGUAUGUACUACCAAUUGAAUAGCUACCAAUAAAAACAUUAUAUAUUUAUUGUAAGAAAUUGUUGUUGUUUGAUGAAUGAGGUGAAUUUGUGUAUAGUAUGGAGGGAUUUAUCUCACCUCCUCCAUCUGAUUAACAUUAUAAUUGUGUGGGCUACUCCACCAGACCUAUAUAAUUAAUGUAUACGUCAUUAUUAUAACACGAGUUAUUUGUUUUAGGAACGGGCAUAAUGUGCAAUCCAUUAACCGAAAAACGUCAAAUUGUCUCAUGUUCAGUGUGGGUAACUAUAUUCUGUCUUAACAAAAUACUAUUACCUACUAAUAAUCAUCACCAGUGGCGUAUAUAUAAUUUAAUUCCAGGGAGGGGGAGGGGGAAUCCAGAAUGGGAUUCUCGACAUUAUAAUUAAUGAUAAUAACUCUACACACACAUACUUUUAUUUUCUAGUAUGGAGGGUGUUGAACCUCUUACCGAGAUAUACGCCACUGAUCGUCACUUCCUUAUAAACCUACAAUCCUACAUAGUAUAUUUUGUAAAUAUAUAAUAUAAUAUUAGGUGCUUGAAUGUUUGGUUAUUUUAAAAAAUAAAAAUUUCAAAUAAUAUUUCAUAACUAUUUUUAAGUUUGUUAAGGGUGUGAUUAAAUCCCUAAAUCCCCUUAAAUUCUAAUGAUUUUUAAAUUAUUAACCAUUCCUAAAUUACUAAACAUUCAAAACGAAUAAACGUAGGUACCUAUACCUAUUAAAGGUGUUGUGACUAUGAAGUUAUAAGGUAGGUAUAUAUUAACAUUUCUAUGUUAUAGACUAAAUGCUUAUAAAAAUUAUGUUUGUUAUGAAUUAUUUUUAUAACAUUAUAAUAAAUUAUUUUUUCUUAAAACUUCAAGCAUAUUGAUACAUUGCAAGUUGUGUUAACAGAAACAUGUUCAGCUGUACAAAUAAGGAGUGCGUUGAUCUGGCGUCAAUUUGCGAUGGACUCGCAGAUUGUUCAGAUAAGUCAGAUGAAACCCAAAGUCUGUGUGCUUCAUUUUUUAAAACAUGUCCGGGAUCUGCGUUUCGUUGUAAUUACGGUGAAUGUGUAAGUAAAAAUUCAAAAUGUAAUGGUAAGUACGAAUGUGUCGAUGGAUCAGAUUAAAAAUUACCUGAAUGUAAAAAACUAGACUUAAGUAUUUCUUCAAGCCCUACAAGACCGCAACAGACUCAAGGAACCAGUCAGGCUAAAUGCAUGAUUUGUAUAAUAUUCAUAAGAAUUAAUUAUGUGACUUGGCGCGACAUGAGAGUAAGUAACAGCCGCUACCAUUAAUUCCUGGAUGGAUGAUCACCCGGGUUCAUAGUGGCAAUAACCUUGCCAAGCAUAGGUACCUACACACGUACCAACCAACCGUUCCAACCCCUACAAGAGCUAUAAUGGCCAUAGUUGCAGGGGUUAAGACUUAUAAAAAAAAAAUUACCUAUUAUAAUAAUAUAUACACGAGUAUUAUUAAUAUCAAUAAAAAACUUUGGAUUUUGUGUAAAAAUCAUAAUAUAUUUAUUGUUUAUAGUAUAUUUUACUAAUAUUAUAUGUUAUAAUGCAACUAUUAAUUUGUAAAAAUAAAAAAAUAUUUUUAUUAUUAAGAAAUCUAGAGGAAUACCGUUGUUCAUCUGGCCAAUGUAUAGAUAUAACAUCCAUUUGUGAUGGAACUUUAGAUUGCAAUGACGGAUCUGACGAAACAUCAGAAUUGUGUAAACCAAGGGUGUACGUAUUCAUCGGAAUUUAAAAAGAAAUGUGUCCAACGAGUACGUUCAAGUGCAAGUAUGGUGCCUGUAUAAGUAAUCGAAAAAAAUGCGACGGUUUGCAGCACUGAGCUGACGGUUCCGAUGAAGCAGACUGCAAUGGAAACCCCAAACCUUUGCCAUUAUUUAACUGAACCUCGCAAAUCAUGCAGAGGCCGACCACAACAUCUGCACCGCAGUAUCAAACUAGUAGACCAACAACGCAGACCAAUAAUGUGAGGUUAAACUGUAUAAGAAUAAAUGGCUGAUACACCUAUUUGGUGUGUUAUUGAGUAUGAUGGUGGUGGUGUACAAAUUGAACCUAAAAGUUGAACGGACACUGGGUCAUCAGGAACCAGCUAUUGGCCCAAACGAGGAGUUUUUAUUUCAGACCUACAAUACCUUAAUGCAGUAAAACAUAAUACAAGUCCUGAAAUAACUUGGCCAGACUGUAAGACAUCUACACUGGGAUUCUAUGAUGACUUCGAAGAUGCCAAACGUAAACUAAAAAAAUCUGAAGUCAAUGCAGACCUUAACACAGAUGUGGAAAAAGAAAAAAAAAGCCGAAAAAAGUGGAAGAAAAAAAAAACAUUUGUUAGUUCUAGUGACAAUCCUGAACCUUAAGUAACGCCCGCUAUUAAAAUAAAACUAUUUCCUAAACCACAACAACCAAGUACAUUGCCACAAAGUUUAUAUUUAAAUGAAUCUGCAUUGCAUUUUCCUGAAAAAUUACGCUCUCACAGAAUCCCUUUCUAAAUUUUCCGUAUCAACUACAUCAUUUACCACAUAGUAAAUAUUAUAAAUAAUAUAAUUAUUCGAUUUGAUUUAAAAGUACACAACAAUAGCAAAUAGAUUAAAUACAGUAAUUUUAUAAUAUACAUUGCCUUUGCGAUUCUUUGACCGGUCCACUCCCAUCCAGCCACUAUUACACAAAUAACAAUUUAUAAUAAUAUCGACAUCAUGAAUUCACGCGCAUCUUUGAGUUGCUUGCUGGCCGUCAUAGCCAACUUCAUCCCUGAGGCGGCCCUGAGCGGCGCCCGCAUUGUGUCACGUCUGGUCAUAAUGGCUGACCGCAAUUCGAACUUGUUGAUCGUCCUCAAAAAAGCCGUCAGCGCCGGAUCCAAAAUCACCGAUCCAAUUACAUUUGUGAUAAAAAUUCCACCGAUUAAGAUUACCGCUGGCGACAGCGUUAUGGAAAUCCAGUGCUGUGAACCCAAUGUUAUCUUCACCAACGAAGAGAGACACAUGUUUUGCCAGUCAAUGGACGACCACAUGUUACGCACGGUGUACCGGUGUCACGAUGUCACGCUAUACGACGACGGCAACCCCGAAAACGUGACAGUGGUGUACUGGACGUUGGUCAAGACGGCGUGGUACCAGCUCACGUUCCUGGCCCUGACCAUAUUGCCGUUCUGUUUAAUGGUGAUAUCCGCACUAGUAUACCACCUCUCAGAAAGCUUCGAGCACAGCCAAUGCGUCGAAAACCUUACGAAGAGCAUUGCAUUGCCUUUUUUGCCGAGACAAUCACACUACCGACUGUCACAGACUUUAAAUCAACCGGUUAAACUGUAUAAGAAUAAAUGGCAGAUACACCUAUUUGAUGAGUUAUUAAGUUUGAUGAUGGUGGUGUACUGCAAAUUGUACCUAAAAGUUGGACAGAGACUGGAUCGCCAGGAACCAGCUAUACUGGGAUUCUAUGGCAAUGCAAUGCGACGAGAAGACGCUCAUCGUAAGGUUUUCAACGUACGGCUGUGCUCACAGUUUUCCGAGAAGUGGUAUACUAUUGCGGUUAUCAACAUUAUACAGAACGAUAAUAUGGUCAAGACCAGGAACGUUAUCUGAUACCACGCCGUCUUGGUCAACGUUCCGUACACCACUGGCACGUUUUCGGGGUUGCCGUCGUCGUAUAGCCUGACAUCGUGACACCGACACACCGUGCGUAACAAGUGGUCGCUCAUUGUCUGGCGAAAAAUGUGCUUCCCUUCAUUGGCGAAAAUAUUAUUGGGUUCUCAGCACGGGAUUUCCAUAUCGCUGUCGGCAGCGGUAAUCUUGACCGGUGGAAUUUUAAUCACAAAUGUAGUGGAAUCGGUAAUUUUGGACCCGGCGCCGACGACUUUUUUGAGGGCGAUCAACAAGAACGAAUUGCGGCCAGCCAUUACGGCCGGACGUGACACAAUGUAUGCGCCGCUCACGUCCGCCUCGGUGAUGAAGAUGGCUAUGGCGGCCAGCAAGCAACUCAAAGAUGCGUGUGAAUUCAUGAUGUCGAUAUUAUUAUAAAUUGUUAUUUAUGUAAUGGGGGCUGGAUGGACGUGGACCGGUCAAAGAAUCGCAAAGGCAAUGUCUAUUAUAAUAUUACCGUAUUUAAUGUGUUUGGUAAUUUUGUGUAUUUUUAAAUCAAAUCGAAUAAUUAUAUUAUUUAUAAUAUUUACUGUGCGGUCAAUAAUGCAGUUGAUACGGAAAAUUUAGAAAGAGAUUCUGAGAGAGCGUAAUUUUUCAGUAAAAUGCGCUGCGAUAACACACCUGAAUCAGUGACUGUAACGCAAAAUACUCUGACGGACCCCGCGUCGUUUAAGGACUAUUUAUAACAUAUAUCUAGAACCGGCGGUCGGCCGUUUUUAACUACAAGGUUGCUAACCACCUACUGCCCUUAGAAACGCCGCCGCCGCUGCCACUGACGAUAAAGUUAUCCCCCCUCUGAUUCCCACCGCGUCCAGGACAUUGAAUUAGUACCUUUUUACAAUAUUACAAAUAUGUAUUAUUAUUACAGAACAAAUUCAUAGAAAAUGUAUAAAUUCUCCAUCGAAAUGUCUGUGAAAACCAAAUAUAUUUGAUACAAAUGACAUUCUGUUAUUUGUCCGAAAAAUUAAUUAAUAAUUGAAAAUUGUGAGGUUUUAAUAAACUAAAUUUUAGAAUUGUACAAAUACUUGAUGAUCAUUGUAAAAAAAAUAUUGAGCCAUUGUACUUAACCGAAAUAAAGUAUAUUAAAUUAUUUACACGAUGACCUUCAACGAGUAUAUUAAUAUGACAGUCACUUAAGUGUACACCACAUUUGUUAAUUUUUUUGGGGGGAGGAAGGUGGAGAGGAAAUGUAUGUAUAUUUUAACUACCUUUUACUCUUCAAAAAAAUGUUUGUUUAUAUUAUGGUAAAUUCUCAAUACAAAUAUAUACUGUACUAUUCUGAAUGUAUAAUACUAUAAUGUAACUACCUAAAUGUAGGUAUAAAUAUGUGCAAAUCGUUAAACGAAUAAUAAACUACAUAAUAUUUAAAUGUUCAUACUUUUUAACUACCUGUUACUCUUCAAAAAAAUGUUUGUUUAUAUCAUGGUAAAUUCUCAAUACAAAUACUGUACUAUUAUGAAUGUAUAAUACUAUAAUGUAAGUACUUAAAUGUAGGUAUAAAUAUGUGCAAAUCGUUAAACGAAUAAUAAACUACAUAAUAUUUAAAUAUUCAUAAUAUAGAUGCAACUAUUGAUAUCAU